This is a messenger RNA of Danaus chrysippus (African queen), 402 nucleotides long. The record is from the annotation of a GenBank genome assembly. Lineage: Eukaryota; Metazoa; Arthropoda; Insecta; Lepidoptera; Nymphalidae.
CUGGGCAAGCGGCAACGCAAGAUUGAUCCAUGGAAAUACGAAGAUCAAAUGGGUUUUUUACGUCCAUACAUGGAAAUGAGGAACACUAAGACUAAUUUUGGAAAAACUGGACUUGAUGAAACAGACAUGUUUUUCUUAAGUAUGAGCAAAGCAGUCAAAGCGCUACCGAAAUUAGACCAAACAAAAAUUAAAUUAGAUUUACAUAUGGCUAUUUCUCAGGCUGAAAUUCGUAACAUUAAAAUGGAACGUUUAGUAAAGACACCGCUUAGAAUAGUUUCUCAAACGGUAAUUCCGCCAAGUAACCGACCUCUCCCAGAGCCAUCCAGAGUCUACUACUAUCAUAAUGCACCUACAGAAAUAAAUGAGUUUUCACCUGAUCCACCAGUCCAUUCUCGAUCCUGA